UUCAUCUUCAAAAUUUCUGUAUAAAUGGAAAACCAAAUAAUUCCAGCGGAAUCUGAAAAGGUGCUCACAGUGGUAAACGAUUUUUUAGAAAAAACAGACGUAAAAAGAGAAGAAUCGGUUGCAACAUACAUAUCUACUGAAAAAAAAUUGUAUGAAACAAAGGUUAUAACGCUUACAGAAGAUGUAUUUGGAGUUUUUAUGGCCGAAAAUGGAUCUUGUCAAACUGUGAAGCGAUUUACCUGGACAAAUCACAACAAAAUUCAAGUAUCUGUUAUCAAUUAUGGAGCUCGAAUAAUUUCUAUAAAAAUGCCUGACCGAAAUGGUAAAUUAGAGGAUAUAGUGCUUGGGUUCUCUGAUCUCGCAGGUUAUAUGUUUUAUGCACAUCAAUAUUUUGGAGCAACUAUCGGUAGAGUAUCUGAUGUCAUCAGGCAUGGUACAUUUGUGCUUGAUAAAAAGCAAUAUUGGCUUUCGCAGAACAUGGAGGGUCACAAUUUUAACAGUGGUUUUGACUCAAUAGAUCGUGCAGUUUGGUCAGUUUAUGUUAAGGGAAAAAAAGUAAUAAUGAGUCACAUCUCCCCACAUUUAGACAAUGGUUUUCCGGGUGAUUUAUUAAUUAGAGUUGCUUUUGAACUUUCAAAUAAAAAUGAAUUUAACAUUAAUAUGGAAGCACAAACUACUAGUCCCACAAUCGUGAAUUUGUCAAACCUAACAUACUUUAACCUUGCUGGUCAUCAUGCUGGUCCAGAUCAAAUUUAUAAACAUGUAUUGGCACUGAAUUGUAACUGUUUUACACCCAAAAUUAACGACUUACCCACUGGUGAAAUUCUAAAUGUUGUGUACACUAAUUAUGAUUUUCAAAUGCCUAAAGUAUUAGGUCGCCGUAUAGGGCUUCGUGCCAAAGAUGGAUAUAAUCAAAAUUUGUGUGUAAAUCGGGGUGUCGAGCAAGAUAUAUGCUUUGUUGCAAGAGUCCUCCAUCCGCCAAGUGGAAGAAUGUUAGAAGUUUACAGUAAUCAACCUGGAGUUAAUUUUUCUACUGCAAAUAAUUUUGGUUUUGGUGAGCGAUGGAAUAUUUCUCAGAUUAUGCCGAAACCAAAAUCACAAACCAAAACACCAAACGAACUAGAAGAAAAACUGUUAUUAUUCGCUAAAAUUCAUGAGGAACUGUUUGAUUCGUUAAAAAUAGAUAGAAUGAGAAAUUUCGAACAACUUCUAAAUCUAAUAGUAAAAAUUGAGGUAAACGAAAAUGUCGAUCGCGCUAAUUCUCGAUUGAAUCUGACAAAAUUUGAAAUUACUCCUCUUCAAAAGAAUUAUCUUAAAUCUAUUUAUAACUUUGUUUCUAAAGAAGAAUAUCCGAGUUGUAGAAAAUUACAAGAUACUAUCGGAAAACUUCUUUCAGUGGCUCAUGUGAUAAAUGAUGAUACACCCGUCACAAUAUCAACUGAAGAUGACACUAAUAAAGAAAACAGAAAAAUUCAAAAUUUGAAAAAGAAACAAGAACAUAUAAACAAAGUACGAGAAAAACUUAAAGCUCGUUUAAAUCACGUACCACCAUGGUAUAAAAAUCCUGAUCACAUAAUAGGAAAGGACGGUGCUAAAUAUAAAGCACAUAGUGGCAUUGCACUGCAAUCACAAAACUAUCCGGAUGCAAUAAAUUUUCCAAAUUUUCCUAAUUGUGAGUUAAAUCCAGGAGAAACUUACAGGCAUAACAUUACGUACAAACUUUGGAUAAAGGCUGGAAAUCCUCAUAAAUGGAUGAAAAGAAAUUUUCGUUAACUUUUCGUUUAUCUGUGAAUUUGAUAUAAAUAUAAAUAUUUAAAUAUG
Aethina tumida (small hive beetle) is the source of this 1821-nucleotide messenger RNA. Its product is annotated as galactose mutarotase. Gene Ontology annotation, biological process: glucose metabolic process; beta-D-galactose catabolic process via UDP-galactose, Leloir pathway. NCBI's taxonomy places the organism in Eukaryota, Metazoa, Arthropoda, Insecta, Coleoptera, Nitidulidae. The record is from RefSeq and is a predicted model, not a curated record. The coding region runs from base 25 to 1773 and encodes 582 amino acids. The transcript has a single exon. Gene Ontology annotation, molecular function: carbohydrate binding; aldose 1-epimerase activity.